CGCUAAAAUCAAAUCUAUUUGUAAAUUGACAACAUGGCAGCUCUACACUGGCUAGAAAUAUUGGAAAAAGAAUUCGAUAAAGCAUUUGUAGAUUUAGAUAUACUUCUUGGAGAAAUAGAUCCUGAUCAGUGCGAUAUCACUUAUGAUGGUCGACAGAAAAUGACAGCGUUGAGUGCAGCUUUUGCUCAGCUUUGUCACAAAUCACAGACGAUUUUUCAGAAUAAUGCAAAAUAUGAAGCACAAAUUAUGAAUUUAAGAGCUGAUCUGUGUGAAGUCCAGGCAACAAAGGCAGUUCUCGAAAAAGAACUUCACAACCAGCUUUUACAACUACAUGCUAUACAACUCCAGCUGCAUGUCAGCACGGGGCAGAAUGUUGAUUCGGAUUCUAUCAAAGAAAAAUUAGAAAAAGAAAUGGUAAGCCAUAUGACAGAUGCUAUAAAAGAAGCUCGCCUGGAGGCAGAGGUCAACGAACUCAUUAAGGAAAAUGAGAGCUUGAAGCAUCAUGUGCUAGCUCUACAAGGAGAAGUGUAUGGAUCAAGACUAGCUGCAAAAUAUCUAGACAAGGAAUUAGCAGGAAGAAUCCAACAAAUUCAACUGUUAGGACGAGACUUACGUGGUCCAGAGCAUGAUAAGUUAUGGAACCAAUUAGAAGCAGAAAUCCAUCUUCAUCGUCAUAAAACAGUAAUCCGAGCAUGCAGAGGAAGAGGGGGAAUUAAGAAGAAACUACCUCAACCAGUUGGGCAUGAUAAGGCAAUUCAGAGUCGUGGUGUUGGGGAGGUGCGCAAGAUUCUGCUCAUUAAAGAACCAAAUGAAGGCCUGGGAAUGUCAAUUACUGGAGGACGUGAACAUGGAGUGCCAAUAUUGAUAUCGGAGAUUCACGAGGGCAUGCCAGCAGAUCGAUGCCAGGGUUUAUUUGUCGGGGAUGCAAUAUUAUCUGUGAACGGUUUUGACCUUCGAACCUCCAAGCAUGCUCAAGCUGUUGAUAUACUCUCGCAGCAGCAAGGUGAAAUAACAAUGGAUGUGCAAUUUGUUGCUCCUGACUCUGACACGGAUGAUGAUGAUGAUGACCCAUGUGAGGAUAACAUCCGAUCUCAUGCAUUUGAUGGAAGCACUAGUGAAUAUGUGGAGCCAUGUCAAUACAACGGAAAUGGUACACAAACACCACCACUUCUUGAAAAUAAAGCUGUUAUCAGCCAUGAAUCACGCUACCAACUACAAGACGGAGAACCACAAAGCUUAUCCAAUUCAGAAACUUCACCAAAGAUAGCAGAAAAGACUUCAGACGAAAAAACAUUAGAUGCUGAUGAUUCAAAGCAGUUAGUCAUCGGACAUGUAGCCACUGAAGCUGUCCAGCAGUCAUCAAUGACACCUGAUUCAGUUGAUGAUAGCGCCCUCUUCACAGCCCAUUGAGCUCAUUUACUUAGUGCUAGUCUUUUCCUCACAUCGUCUACAGAACAUUGUUAUCAUGGUGUAUUUGGUUAUUAAUAACAUACUAAAUUUAUGAAUUCAAUGAAUUUUUAAGAUUAACUAACAGAACUGUUAAUGACAGUUUGGCUAAUCCUCCCGCCACCACGCUGGUGCCGUCAAUGGCUAUGAGUUUGGAUGCUCAGAGGCACUUUAGAUGGUAUAGUUUGUUGUUAUAGUUAGAUAAAACUAUCAAACAGUAUUGGGUAAUUUUUUACUUUAUAUUGGGAACUGAAAUGUAUGUAUAGAUAACAAAGGUAGUUUGUUUGUAGCCCUACAUGUCCAAUACAUGUAAAUGUAUUAUACUUCAGAAUCUACUUAUUUUAUUCUUGCAUUGAUUCAAAUACAAAAUCUACAAAAAAGGCUGAAUCCCGAAAUCUCAUAAAAGCGAAUGGUACGUAGUGUGUCGUUCUAUCAAAAUCAAACUCUAGGUUACUCGCUUGCUCGUGAUGCACAGGACAGGUGAUCACUGUGGCUGACAUAGACUUGAAAACAGCAUAUGUGCAAAGUACGUUCUUAGAUUUUACCAAAAUAUCCUACGUUAAGAAAAUGUGCGUAUGGGAUGGGACUAGGGAGAAUGGCCUGGCAGUCAACAUGUUUAAGAAUUCUUAUUAAUACUAUAAUGUGGGGCAUGGGUCUGUUUUUGGGGAUUAUGAUGGUUUCUCUCCAAUUUGUGUCCUAGUUCAAAUCCUACCAACUUCAGGGUUUUCCUUCCAACCCGAAAUCUCAGCCUGUAGCUCAUAGUUUGUGCCUCAGAAUAGUUAAGAUGGUGCAUUAUAUAUUCUGCGUGGUUAUAAUUGGAUGGAAAGUAACUAAGUACUUUUGAGAUAAAGAACGAUUUGAGGUUUGUGUUUGUGCUCGCACCAUGCUAUGCGUGCUAGUAUACAAAUGGGGUGAGCAUCAGUACUGCUGAUAAAUGUGUAGAGGAGCAAAAUGAAUUAUUCAUUAGAGCAUGUUGGUGGUUUCCUAAUCAAGACCAGUGCUGAGUAUUUUUUAUAGAGCUUACAUUUGCUACUCUUGAAUGGUCACUAUUAGGUGUUAAAUUAAUUGUUGAUGGUCACCAUUGAUGGUCACCAUUGCCAAUUUUAUCAUAACGUCCUGUGUAGAAUUCGUAUAUAUUUCCACUAUUCAAUGUGCUAAAAGGUUUGCAUGAUUCUAUUAGCACCUGAAGGGUUGUUUUAUCAUAUGAUGUUUGCCAUUCCAAGACCAGGGUAUUGCUAAUUGUUAAAGUAAGUAAUUAGCAUAAUAAUGCGGCAGUAGUGUAUACUUUAGUAUAGAGAAGCCAUAAUACUUCUACUCAUAACUUUGCAAUAGUAAUAAUAAUAAUAAUAAUAAGUUGAUUCCAGUAAAAAUGACCAAUCAUUUUAACGCCUGUAAUGUGGAGAAUAAGAAUAUAUUAAAAAGUGAAUUUUCAUUUUCUUAGGUAACUGAUGUUGGUUUUGGGAUGGCAAGCCUCAUACUGUAUGGCGCUAUGUAAAUCUGGAAUAAUUAUUAUAUAAGAAUUAAUUUUAUUUUUAAUUUCUAAAUCAGAAAAGCAAAGAAAAAAAAUCUCUUGCAAUUUCAAUUAUUACAAAUUUUCAUAUAUUUUAUUUUGUAUUUAUAGUAGUAGUGGAUUUUUAUUUCUGUUUUUUUUUUUUAAUGGUAGAAGGGAUUUUAUUUGAGGUUAUGGGCCAGAUACAGUAGCAGACUUUAUACUAGUAUAUAUUGGAACAUAAUGAAGGAUAUAUCUAAACACCUUGGUGAACUAAUGAUUACCAAAUAUGUAUUUUAAAAACUUACUAUUUUUUUAGUAAAGUAGUAUUGAGUCCCUUUCUAAUGUUCCACAAAGUAUUUAUAUAUUGAAAGUGUUGUACCACAUGAUAUAACAGUCACUGGCACAGUAGAGUAUAUAGUUCAAUCUUAGAAAUCACGGAUUUAAAAUCCAAGAAGUAGCAUAAAUGUAAAUGUUUGACUUACAAUGCAUGUUGAUAGUUAGUUCUGUAGUUGUUAAAGCAAAAUUGUAUAUUUAGUCAGGUGGUUGGUUGAGGUAUGCACCAAACAUAUUCAACCACAGAUUCAUUUAAUUAAAUUACCUAAAAUCUUAAAACUUUUUUCAGAAGCAAAAAUCUCUCUUGAUAUAGGAUGAUUUUUCUUGGAUUAUUCAUAAUAUAUGAACUGUCUUAAGUUUUUAUAGUAAUUAUAUUAUUGGAUAUAUUACUGUAUAUUAUUAUUUAUUAUUAUAUGACACCCUGAAUGUUUAAAAUGACUCUGACAUCACUCCAUCCCUCUAUGUUGACUUAUGAGUACCUGACUAAGAUCUUAUAAAAACAAAAUAGCGUUCUUCGCAUUAUCUGUGUACAAAUUCUGUAAUAAUGCAGUGUACGGUGCUCUUUGAUUGCUUUGACCAUGGCAUACACCGCAUAACUUUACCUUAACACGUACAAUCAGAAGCGUCGAUUAACAAUGCACCCUCUAUUUAGAACAAUUAAGGAACAAUAGCGUAUUUGGUGAACUUUUGCGUAGCGCGAACCUCUCAGAUCAAUGGCAACAACUAGGACGGAAUUGUCGCUUCAAUUUGUUAUGCGUAAAUUGUGGCGAAUGCUAUCUUGAAUUUAUAAGAUCUUCGGUACUUGAUCAUGUGAUGCACAAUGACUGUGCUUCCAGUUGUAAGAUCGAGAGUUUUAGUGUUAUGCUGACCACUUGUUGAGUUCUUGUGGCCAAGACAUUUUUAGUUACUAAUGAAGGUUGAUUAAUUUGCAAUAAUAUGCACUCUAUAAACCAAAAUUAUUCUCCUUAUUUAGAUCUCUGCCCACAUUAUGACAACUGUAUACACAGAGUGUAGUACUAUAGUUGCACCUGAUGUAGUCCCUUUAAAUCUUCCAACUAUUUAUCAUUUCUGGAAUAUUGGAUACACAUUACCGAAUUGUAGUUAUUAACUAUUAUUUUGGUAAAGAGUUUACUUUCUUUCAGUAUGUAUAUAAAUAUUUGAUGUACCACACAUUAUUUUUUGUGGUUUGCUUAAAAUGUUAUUACAUUUUCUCUAUUUAUAAUUUGUAUAUAUGCUACUAUAUUUUCUUUAGCUCAUGUUGGACUAAAUGUGUUGUUACAUGUCACAUGACUUGUUGGUCACAUGACUUGCUAGUCACAAGACUAUUGUUUGUCACACAUGUAUGCCAUGGAAACCUGGGGAUUCUUUUUG
Messenger RNA from Anneissia japonica, 4642 nucleotides. Its product is annotated as Golgi-associated PDZ and coiled-coil motif-containing protein-like. Gene Ontology annotation, biological process: negative regulation of protein localization to cell surface. The record is from RefSeq and is a predicted model, not a curated record. NCBI's taxonomy places the organism in Eukaryota, Metazoa, Echinodermata, Crinoidea, Comatulida, Comatulidae. Gene Ontology annotation, cellular component: Golgi apparatus; membrane; trans-Golgi network transport vesicle. Bases 34 to 1410 code for a protein of 458 amino acids. The transcript has 8 exons. Gene Ontology annotation, molecular function: transmembrane transporter binding.